AGCCCGGUAUAAUCUUGAAAAAUCAUGCAGAAAACUUGAGCCUUUUUCAACCUUUGGUUUCUGGGUACUCAUAAUAAAUAUGGCUGAUUGGUCUUGAAAAUAAAAAAGAAAACAUGAUGAUUUUGAGAAUGAUUUUAAGAAAUUUAGUGAUUUGUUUUGGGUUGGUGGGACUGAACAGCAACAUUUUCCUAACUUAAUCAUUUAUAAAGAAAGUUUGUAGCUUUUUGCAAGAUUCCAUCCAGAAUUCUUGGGCCAUCUCUCUGCUUUCAGGGUUUUGAAUUUGAAGAACAUGAAUGGGGCUGCAUUGGUUGCUAUUAUUGCUACAAUUGGCAAUCUUUUACAAGGUUGGGAUAAUGCUACAAUUGCAGGAGCUGUGGUAUACAUAAAGAAGGAGCUAACACUUGGAAGUACAAUAGAAGGCCUAGUUGUUGCCAUGUCACUAAUCGGGGCGACCCUGAUCACAACUUGCUCCGGGCCCAUAUCCGAUACAGUGGGCCGCCGCCCCAUGCUAAUACUCUCAUCUUUCUUUUACUUCAUUGGUGGACUAAUAAUGCUUUGGUCACCUAAUGUCUAUGUUCUUCUUCUAGCAAGAUUAAUAGAUGGAUUUGGAGUUGGUUUAGCAGUCACUUUAACACCUAUUUAUAUAUCCGAAACCGCUCCUCCUGAGGUUCGGGGAUUGUUAAAUACACUCCCACAAUUCACGGGCUCGGGUGGAAUGUUUUUGGCAUAUUGUAUGGUUUUCGGGUUGUCAUUGAUGGCUUCAACAAGUUGGAGGUUGAUGUUGGGUGUUGUUUGUAUUCCAGCACUUGUUUAUUUUGUGUUAACGGUUUUCUAUUUGCUCGAAUCGCCGCGAUGGCUUGUGAGUAAAGGAAAGAUGGCGGAGGCAAAACGCGUCUUGCAAAGAUUACGUGGCAAAGAAGAUGUUUCGGGCGAACUGGCAUUACUAGUAGAAGGUUUAGCGGUUGGAGGUGACACAUCGAUUGAAGAAUACAUGCUCGGUUUGGAAACUGAAGAUACCGAAGAUCCAACGUCUCACAAAGACGAAAUCAAGUUAUACGGGCCCGAAAAGGGUCUCUCAUGGAUAGCAAAACCGGCCCACGGUCAAAGUCAAAGCAUGCGUAGUAUCUUAUCCCGUCAAGGAACCACGGUCAACUCAAGCAUUCCAUUAAUGGACCCACUUGUUACCCUCUUUGGCAGUGUUCACGAAAAACAACCCGAGUCAGGAAGCAUGAGAAGCAUGUUGUUCCAGAAUUGGGGUAGCAUGUUUAGUACGAUGGACCCGCCAGUGAAAGACGACCAAUGGGAUGAAGAGAGUGUACAAAAUGAAGGUGAAGGGUAUGGGACGGACGGUGGAGAUGAAUAUGAUGAGAAUUUACAAAGCCCGUUGAUUUCGCGGCAAACAACGAGUGUUUCGGCGGCAGCACAUGGUGGCAUGGGGAUCGGCGGUGGGUGGCAGUUGGCGUGGAAGUGGUCGGAAAAAGAAGGUGAAGAUGGGGAAAAGGAAGGUGGGUUUAAGAGAAUAUAUUUGCAUCAAGAACCGAGUGGGCCUGGCGGGUCCCGCCGCGGGUCACUUGUUUCGGUUCCAGGUAGUGGUGGCAAUGUUCCUGUUGAUGGUGAAUAUGUUCAAGCUUCGGCUCUAGUGAGUCAACCUGCUUUGUACUCUAAAGAGCUCAUGAGUCAAUGUCCUGUGGGACCCGCGAUGGUUCACCCGUCAGAGACCGCUUCCAGUACGCCAAUGUGGUCUGCACUUCUUGAUCCGGGGGUUUCACGUGCGUUGUUUGUUGGGGUUUCAAUCCAAAUGCUUCAGCAGUUUUCAGGAAUAAACGGGGUUAUGUACUACACACCUCAAAUCCUCGAGCAAGCGGGUGUGAGUGUUCUUUUAUCGAGCCAUGGCCUUGGUUCAGAUUCCGCUUCUUUUCUCAUUAGUGCAUUCACAACUCUUUUAAUGCUUCCAUGUAUUGCUAUUGCCAUGCGGUUCAUGGAUAUCACGGGUCGAAGGGCUCUUUUGCUGACUACAAUUCCCAUACUAAUAGCGUCUCUGGUGAUCCUCGUUAUGAGUAACAUAAUCAAGAUGGGAUCUGUAAUACAGGCAGUUAUCUCAACAGUGUGUGUGGUUGUCUACUUUUGCUGUUUUGUCAUGGCUUACGGCCCGAUUCCAAACAUUUUAUGCUCAGAAAUCUUCCCAACACGGGUUCGUGGAGUCUGCAUUGCCAUAUGUGCACUAGUCUUCUGGAUAUGUGAUAUCAUUGUGACAUACACAUUGCCCGUGAUGCUUUCUACUAUCGGGCUGGAGGGAGUUUUCGGAAUUUAUGCCGUCGUGUGUGCUAUUUCAUGGGUGUUUGUGCUCUUAAAGGUUCCAGAAACAAAAGGGAUGCCACUGGAAGUCAUUACGGAAUUUUUCGCGGUUGGAGCCCGAGCCAGCCAAGAAUGAGUGAACCAAUAAAAAAGGCAAUCUAUGUGUAUACAUAAGUUUGAACAUCAUUAAACCGGCUUAAUUUAUUGUCUUUAGGGUGUGUUUGAGUUCAAUGUAGCUCGAGUCUCGACUCAUUAGUAAAUAUAGGUCCGGACUCAUGGUCCGUGACCCGGAAGUGAUUAAGAUCGGAGUCUACUUGCCUGGUUCCAGCUCUCGCUUGGUUCAUGUGGGCUCGAUUAUUGUGGACUCGUAUAGGACGACUAUAGGCAUAUAUAAAGUAUUAACUAUGAACAUUUGUUCCGGUUUAUUUGUGAACUGAAUAAAUAAAUUUAUGGGCCAUAUAGAUUUGGCCCAUUUAGAAUUGAA
This is a messenger RNA of Helianthus annuus (common sunflower), 2779 nucleotides long. Its product is annotated as monosaccharide-sensing protein 2. Gene Ontology annotation, biological process: transmembrane transport. Gene Ontology annotation, molecular function: myo-inositol:proton symporter activity. The coding region runs from base 290 to 2431 and encodes 713 amino acids. The record is from RefSeq and is a predicted model, not a curated record. Lineage: Eukaryota; Viridiplantae; Streptophyta; Magnoliopsida; Asterales; Asteraceae. The transcript has 6 exons. Gene Ontology annotation, cellular component: membrane.